Triplophysa dalaica is the source of this 3812-nucleotide messenger RNA. It is a transcript of the gene nefma, whose product is annotated as neurofilament medium chain a. Gene Ontology annotation, molecular function: structural constituent of cytoskeleton. The coding region runs from base 490 to 3012 and encodes 840 amino acids. The transcript is spliced from 3 exons. The record is from RefSeq and is a predicted model, not a curated record. Lineage: Eukaryota; Metazoa; Chordata; Actinopteri; Cypriniformes; Nemacheilidae. Gene Ontology annotation, cellular component: intermediate filament; postsynaptic intermediate filament cytoskeleton; axon. Gene Ontology annotation, biological process: neurofilament bundle assembly.
ACUCGAGCUAGGCUAUAUACACGCCCUUGAGUUUGUAUAAAGAAGCGCUGUCCUUGGUCCUGACAAUAGCCCCUCGGUGAUUGGACAUCGCGUCCAGACUCUGUCCAGAGUACCAAUGAUGUCACGUCAGAUGUCGAAAUAAGUUUGAUAAGCAUAUGAUACGUUUUUUAAUCAACAUCUCGAUCGUUUUCUUAAUCUGUCUCCUGUCACCUUUUUUCCUUAUCCGUAAGAUUUCAGGGUCGCCCAUCCACUCGUCACGUUUGACCAGGAAGCCACUGAAACAGAUAAGUGUUGCGAUCAGGACCCUCCCACAACGACGGAUCAAUGGUCCAGUCAAAACAAGGCUGAGCCUUUUUGCAACAGCGCCUCGUGUAUAUAAAGGCAGGUGGAUGGCUAUCCGGUGCUGAGAGAGCCACACACUCUACACCUAUCCACAACUCUUCUUUCGUCCACACAUUUUCUUUCCAUCUGCACGUACACUCUGUCCAUAUGAGUUACUCGAUAGACAAUAUAGGUAGUCCCUACCGGAGGGUGAUGGAGACUAGGACCAGCUAUGGCCGUAGUAGCGCGAGCCCCUCUAGCGGCUUCCGCUCCCAAACCUGGUCUCGGUCAAGCCCGGGAACGACUACAUACAAGAGGAGCUUUAACGCUCCCGUGGCGAGAGCGUAUGGCUCAACAGUUCUGAGUUCAGCCGACAGCCUCGAUUUUAACCAGACCUCCAUCCUGAACGGAGACUUCAAGCGCUCCAACGAGAAAGAGCAGCUCCAGGGACUCAACGACCGGUUCGCCGGGUACAUCGACAAGGUUCACUUUUUGGAGCAGCAGAACCAACAGAUCGAGGCGGAGAUCCAGGCACUGCGGCAGAAACAAGUGUCGCGGUCUCAGCUGGGCGAUAUUUACGACCAAGAGCUGCAGGAGUUGCGCUCUAUGCUGGAGCAGGUCCACAACGAGAAGGCGCAGAUUCAGCUUGACACCGAUCACAUCGAAGACGACAUCCAGCGCCUUAGGGAUCGCUUCGAUGAAGAGGCGCGCAUCAGGGAAGAGACGGAAGCCAUCAUCCGCGCGCUGAAGAAGGACAGGGGUGACUCAGCACUUGUCAAAGCGGAGUUGGACAAGAAAGUACAGUCCCUGCAGGACGAGAUCGCUUUCAUCCGCAACAACCACCAGGAGGAGGUCAGCGAUCUGUUGGCGCAGGUGCAAGCGUCGCAGAUUACCGUGGAGAAGAGGGACUACCAGAAGGCGGAUAUCACCGAAGCGCUCCGGGAUAUCCGCUCGCAGUUAGAGGGUCACUCGACGCAAAACCUGCAGCAGGUGGAAGACUGGUUCAUGUGCCGGUACUCGAAACUAACGGAGGCGGCAGAGCAGAAUAAAGGCGCCAUCAAAUCGGCCCGGGAUGAGAUCUCAGACUACCGGCGCCAGUUACAGUCCAAAACUGUCGAGCUGGAGUCUGUCCGAGGAACCAAAGAUUCGCUGGAGAGGCAGCUGAGCGAUAUUGAGGACCGACACAACAAUGACCUUGGCAGUCUUCAGGAAACUAUCCACCAGCUGGAGAAUGAACUCAAGAGCACGAAGUGGGAAAUGGCUCGCCAUCUACGUGAAUAUCAGGACCUCCUGAAUGUCAAAAUGGCACUUGAUAUAGAGAUUGCAGCAUAUAGGAAACUUCUUGAAGGAGAGGAGAGCCACUUUAGCACUUUCCCAUAUCGCCAGACAGUCACCAAAGCCAAAAAGGUCAAAAGUGAACCCCCCAAGAUUAAAGUUCAACACAAGUUUGUGGAAGAGAUCAUCGAGGAGACAAGGGUGGAGGAUGAGAAGUCAGAGAUGGACGAGGUUUUGGCUGAGAUGGCAGAGGAGUUGUCAGCUGCCCAAAAAGAAGACGAGGGAGAGGAUGAAGGAGAGGCUGAGGGUGGUGAAGAAGAAGGUGGUGAAGAGGAAGGAGAGAAAGAUGAGGAGGAAGGAGAAGGAGAGGAGGAGGUGAUUGCAUCCACCACAGCCAAAGUAGCAUCCAGUGCUCCUGCUGAGGAAGAAGAGGAGGGAGAGAAAGGGGAAGGUGAUGAAGAAGAAGAGGCUGGAAAGGAUGAAGAGGGAGGUGAGGAAGAGGAGGAAAACAAAGAGGAAGAAGGUGAGGAAAAAGAUCAAGAAGCCGAAGAAGCAAAGGCCUCUCCUGAGAAAGAGAAAGCAGAGGAGAAGCAGGGCAGCGGAGGAGAGGAAGAGGGUGAAGAAGAGGGAGAUGAGAAAGAUGAGGGGGAUGCAGGUAGCGAUAAAGGAUCCACAGAUGAAAAAGAAGCAGAAGACAAGGAGCAGUCUAAAAAAGCAGAAGCAGAAGAAGUAAAAGAUAAUAAAGAGGAAGUCAAACCUGAAAAAGAACUACCAGUUUCUACCGAGUCUACUUCAACCAAGACGGAGGAAGGAUCUCCAAAAAGCGACUCUCCUAAAGAUGCAUCACCACAGAGCGAGAGUCCAAAGAGUGAAAGCCCCAAAGAGAAGGAGGCACCCAAGACAGAGGCUCCACAGAAAGAACCCACCAAAAGUGAUUCUCCAAAAGACGAGAGUCCUAAGAAAGAAACAUCUAAGACCGAAUCCACGCAGAAAGAAGCUCCCCAGCCAGAACCACCAAAAGCCGAGGCUAAAGAAGAUUCCCCAAAGGCAGCGGAUGAAAAAGCAAGUAAAAAGAGUGAACCAGAAAAAGAGGCUGAAGAUAAAAAGACUGACAAGAAAGAGGCUACAGUAAACGGAGACAUGGGAAAGAAUGACAAGAAGGAGGAGAAGAAAGAGUCUGAUAAGAAGGAAGUGAUCUCCAACGGAGUAGACGAAAGUCCCACCAAAGACGAAUCAAGCCAGCGGGUGGUUAUCACCAAAACAGUGGAGACCAUUACCACCGGGGAGGGAGGAGUCAAACAAGUUACAAAAACUAUUACCGUAACCGAGAAAGGAGACGAGGUGAAGGAAGUCCAGGAGAAAGUGGUGUCCAAAGCCGCGGAGAAAGAGGCGGUGAAGGCCGCGGAAGCAGAGUAAACCCAACCGACCGAAGAGGAACCGGCGAGAAUGCAUAUCAAGCAAUCACAAAACUCACAUAACUAAUCAUACAGCUCAACAGAUAUACUUAACUGCAUUAACCAACGAAAGACUUAACAAAACAAAAGCAAGCUUAGAGAGAAGCCAUACGACACGGCAAGCUAAAAUUUUAAAUGCAUGUUGAGUGAUAGCUUUAAAUGGGUUCUUCUGCAUACGCGUUCAGGGACGUCGGGACCUCUAUUCACUUUCUUUCAAACCGCAAUACCUGGGGAGGGGGGGGGUCACUUGAAUGUGGCAUCUGCAUGCCAGCUCAGGGGGAGCACGCUCCUCGAGGUAGAAAAUAACUGCUUCAUGUAUGACAGUAAUAUAACAAUACUCACAGAGCGAUGGGGAGUGACUUGCUUUGGGUAAUGCGGGAGGUGGGGCCGCUGUGGAGAAACGUGUUCAGACAAAAUAGCCUUACAAGAAAACGCGGGAGAUCAACUGAGCCAAAAAUGCAACUUAGAAUUAAGGAGGCAGGAAGACGAUGGUGAAAAUAGGCCAUGGUCAUAUACACUCAGUACAUAAAGCAACUAAGAAACUCUUAGCCUUAAACAUGCUUUUUACCGUCGUCAGUUAUGUUUACCUAUUGAGCGCAUUUGAAAAUAAAGCCGUCAAAGCGCACAUACAUUCUUAUAUGCAUAGGGUUGACUUGAACUACAUACCGUUAAUGAGGUGCUACCGUUUGCAGGCUCAUGUCUUUAUUCAUCUGAAUGAAUUUCUCAGCCGCAUUUGCUCAAUAAACGUCAUACUAAAAUGCA